Molecule: messenger RNA, 1645 nt
Organism: Ictidomys tridecemlineatus (thirteen-lined ground squirrel)
Lineage: Eukaryota; Metazoa; Chordata; Mammalia; Rodentia; Sciuridae
Gene: Aldob
Product: aldolase, fructose-bisphosphate B
Biological process (GO): glycolytic process
Molecular function (GO): fructose-bisphosphate aldolase activity
Source: RefSeq, a predicted model, not a curated record
UGCAAAGGCUAUAAAAACUGUGUGUAUCCAAAGAUCUGUCCUACUAGGCAGCUGCGACUUCAACCACAGCUUCUGUUAUCUAAGAGGACUCUUUAUCAAACCGCCUGUCACCAUGGCCCACCGAUUUCCUGCCCUCACUGCAGAACAGAAGAAGGAGCUCUCUGAUAUUGCCAAGCGCAUCGUUGCCAAUGGAAAGGGCAUCCUGGCUGCAGAUGAAUCUGUAGGCACCAUGGGAAACCGCUUGCAGAGGAUCAAGGUGGAAAACACGGAGGAGAACCGCAGACAGUUCCGUGAAAUCCUCUUCACGGUGGACAAUUCCAUCAACCAAAGCAUCGGGGGAGUGAUCCUUUUCCAUGAGACCCUCUAUCAGAAGGACAGCCAGGGAAAGCUGUUCAGAAACAUCCUCAAGGAGAAGGGCAUCGUCGUGGGCAUCAAGUUAGACCAAGGAGGUGCUCCCCUUGCAGGAACAAACAAAGAAACCUCCAUUCAAGGGCUCGAUGGCCUCUCAGAGCGCUGUGCUCAGUACAAGAAAGAAGGUGUUGACUUUGGGAAGUGGCGUGCUGUGCUAAGGAUUGCUGACCAGUGCCCCUCCAGUCUUGCUAUUCAAGAAAAUGCCAAUGCCCUGGCCCGCUACGCUAGCAUCUGCCAGCAGAAUGGACUGGUACCCAUUGUUGAGCCAGAGGUAAUUCCUGAUGGAGACCAUGACCUGGAACACUGCCAGUAUGUGACAGAGAAGGUCCUGGCUGCAGUCUACAAGGCCCUGAAUGACCAUCAUGUUUACCUAGAGGGCACCCUGCUAAAGCCCAACAUGGUGACUGCUGGACAUGCCUGCACCAAGAAGUAUACACCAGAGCAAGUGGCUAUGGCCACCGUCACGGCUCUCCACCGCACUGUUCCUGCAGCUGUUCCUGGCAUCUGCUUUUUGUCUGGUGGCAUGAGUGAAGAGGAUGCUACUCUUAAUCUCAAUGCCAUCAACCUUUGCCCACUGCCAAAGCCCUGGAAACUGAGUUUCUCCUAUGGACGGGCCCUGCAGGCCAGUGCAUUGGAUGCCUGGAAUGGCAAGGCUGCAAACAAGAAGGCAACCCAGGAGGCCUUCAUGAAGCGGGCUGUGGCUAACUCCCAGGCAGCUAAAGGACAGUAUGUUCACACAGGCUCCUCUGGUGCUGCUUCUACCCAGUCACUCUUCACUGCCUGUUAUACCUACUAGGCCCUGAUGCCCACCAGCCUGGCUCCAGCUCUUCUAGGUGUCUGGGUAGGAGAGUCGACAGGGAACAAUCUUUCAAUCAGUCCUGGAAAUUAGAAAAAAUUAGAUUGGAAACUUCUGGAAAAACAAUAUGUGCUAAAUUUCAGACACAGGGGAGAAACUAACUCAGUUGUUAAAAUAUAAAUAUGAAUAUCAAAGAUCUGAUGACUUUCACACAAUAGUUUCCUUACACUUCCAGCUCCCCAGGCUCAAGAGUAUUCAUCCAAGAAAAGAACAGUCAAAAAAAAAAAAAAAAAACAGUUCUCCUUCCAAAUAACAACUACAGAGUAAAACAUCUCAAAAGCUGAAGGGAAAGCAGAUCUUAUGAAAAACCUUAGCACUGGAAGGUUAUGAAGGAGACAACUGCAACCUAAAAAUAAAUAAAAUGUUCUGUAACUCUUC